GAUUACCAAACAUAUGAUAUGAUACGAUACGAUGAUAUGAUAUGAUAUGAUAUGAUGAUAUGUCUCAGAUUAUAAAAUGUUUGUUAGAAAAAGCUGGCAUUUCUUAUGAAGUUGAAUGUGGAACAGAUUGGAAUAUUAACACAUCUUAUUAUAAUGAUUUAAUUUUAUCCCCAGCAUUGCAAUGUGAUAAAUUAAUUAAUGUGUUGCUAGAAUGCAUAUCAGAUAUCAAUGAUUUUUUUGAAAAUAAUUCCUGUGAAACAGAUUUUUGGUAUAUUGAAGAUUCAGAUAUUUUGAAUAAAGGCUUGAACUUUUUAGCAAUGAUGAUAAAUAGAAUUAGAUUAAAAAAGCAACUAAUUCAGAAAAAUGAUCUUAAUCAAAAUAUUACUAUUCAAGAUUUAAUUAUUAAUAUUUUAGCUAGCACACUUUAUAUUAAGCUUGUUUUAUUGAAAGGUAGCUUAGUAUAUAAUAUUUUCCAAAUAUCCCUGAUCAACAAGAUCAUUGAUAACAUCUAUUACAUUUGUAAAAAUGGUCAUUUAGUACAAGGCAAUGAAAAUAGAUUAGAAAAUACCUUCAUUUUGAAAUACAAAGACAAAAGCAAAAGUCAGCGUACUACCCGAUCUAGGAAAUUUUCUUAUGAUUUUUUGGAAAAAAUUGAUGACAAUCUAUUCACAGAUAAACGACUGCCAUCGAAAUCCCUAAAUAACAUCCAACAUUUUUGGAUAAGCUGUAAUGAUCCUGAAACUAAACACAUAUUACUCAAUAGUUUAUGCCAAUUUUUAUCCUCUUGGAAUUUUUUCUACACCAAAAAUGAUAAUAAAGUUCAAAACCUCAUUGAUUCCACCGAUUAUUUUGAAAACGGUAAUAAGAUGAAUAUGACGACUUUUCGCGAGGAGUCUACACUCGAAAUUCGCAUCUUGCAUCUUAUGGCCAUUAGGAAAUUCGUUUACGGAAACGUGGAGACCUUGGUGUCCAAAACAAACGAGCAGGCUAAAAUCUAUGUUUCCAAGAUUGACGAUUUGAUUUUCGAAGUUUUUUAUAACUACUGUCUAAAUCCUCUCGUAUUCACCACAAACGAUGAUUCAACAAGUCAAAAUCACCUUAUAGAUUCUUUGGAACGUAGAUUUCGCCAUUUGUUCGACCUUUUGGAAGAAGAUAUGGUAAAAAAUGAUAAAAAUACGUCGUGUCUAUUCUUUACCAAACUUUACAUCGAACGCAUCCUUCUCUAUUUAAGUCACCUGAAAGAAAUAAUCCCGUCUUACUCCGAACCUGGCGCGUCCGUUUUGGAUCGAAUUUUCCAAAAACAACUUUAUAUUUUGAGCCAGAAUUUAACCUUGAAUAGGCUCGAAAAUUGUAAUAAUUGCGUUUCCCAAUUGUUCGCACAAUCAAUGUCAAUCAAAGCAAAAAUCAAAUAUGUAAUUUGGAUGGCUAGGUUAUCUAAGGCUGUUGAUGCUGAUUUAGUUUCCGCUAGCGCAGAUAUGGUGAAUUGCUUUAUAAGGAAUGGAUGCUUGCUUAAUGCCAACUCGGAAAGUGGAAGUCUCUUGAACGAAUCUAACCUAAAUGAUCCAUUGGUCUAUUGCUUAAAACCUGCUUAUUUAUUGAGGAUUAUAAUGAUGGGUUCUAUGCAUGAAAAGUCAGCGAGCGUUAGGGGCAAAUUUUUAUCCUGUCUUUUGAAAUACUUCGAACGUUACCUAAAUCACGCCGCGUCAUUGAAGGAACUUUUAGAGCCUUGCCUGGAUAAAUCGGAAUCCAAAUCGAAGGAAACCCUGAAAGAACCAAUAUUUUGUGCCAGUGAAGAGUAUUUAGAAAUUAACCAAAGUGUCCUGGACGAUUGUAUUCAUACGAAUGAACCUUUAUCUAUCACCGAGAUGUUGAUUCGUGAAUAUACAAGUCAAAACCCUGUAACAAAGAACAAUGCCGAGGAAUCGGUCGUACCAACGGGGGACUCAGCUAUGGACGAAAUCUCGCCGCAUAUUAACGAACGUGAAAAUUUCGAAAAUGAACUUAGGUCCAAAUUCGCAUCUUUUUCUGAAUUGUGCACUCUCUCAAGUCUUAUAUCUUAUCCCACCAACAAAGAAACAGAGAGUAUCCUUACAAACGGAAUAACUUUUCGACAUAUUUUAGCCUUGUUAAACAUCCGCAUGACGCAAGAACCAACCGCACACGUCAGAAGAAUGGCCAUUGAGAUAACGGGAAAGUUGGUCUCAUUUUCUAUGUUAAACCUUUCGGAUAAGACCUUUCGGGGCCAAAUUUCACAUUUGACGGAACACAAUAACGAUGUCAAUCAAGAUAAUGCUCACGAAAGUAUGACAAGCGACGAUUAUGACCGAACGAAAAUUUACGUUCCAGAGAUCCUAAAAUUAUUAGACUUUUACCAAAUCAUACCCGUUUUACUAGAGGCCUCCUUGCACGACAAGACUAUGAUGGUACGUAAGCAAGCCAUAUGUAGUUUAACUGCUAUAAUCACACAGAUAAUGCCACAUAUAGAUUCUGAGAGUAGUAGCAAUAUGGCGCCUCUACUUUUGGAUUGGAUCAAAACUUUGUUGAUAUGUUUUUUCGACCAAAAUUUGUCUUCCAAAGGCUCGGGCCUAAACGAAAAGUGUCUGGAUAUCGCGGAAAGACACAUAUUAGGCCCCAUAUUCUUUGAUAGAGGUGAGAAAGAAGUCAAUGAUCUAGCAUGGAAAAUUAUCGAUUCAUUGAUCAAUAACAUCAUUUGCUUUAUUCCUUUCACAUUUGCCAAAACUCACGAUUCAUAUGACUCCGAUAAAGCCAACGUUAUAAACAAAAUAGACGUGUGUCACAAAAAUGCUUUGUAUUUUACCGUUCCUUCAAACUCCCCUUGGAGGAAUAUGUUCCAAUCCCUCUUCGCCGCAUUUACACUCAAAUUCAAGGAUGCAAACUCGAUUAAUACUCGAUUGCUAAAGAAAUCACAUCUCACGGCAAAUUUAUCCUAUUACAAGGAACGCUUGUUCUUGAUGCACAUUAUAUGUCGACUCCAGCCACACUCAUACAUUCAAAUAAUAAAGGACUCCUUAAAGACCUCCGGUAACCUCGAUGAUAUUGUUCACUCGCUAAAACUAAUCACGGACCAGUAUAUAGGCAAGGAAUUAGUAACUCUCUUACGUUACCAUAAAAUAAAAACAAAUCUCUCAUCCCCUUUUCUCGAAAAGAAGGAUGAUCGAAUUGGCGAAACACUUUCUGGGAACAACGAAAGUUAUCUGAUAGACGCGCUGGGUUUAAUAAAAUACUAUCUCGUUUGCUUAACGACUUUCGUGAUCUCGCUUAAAGAUACGACGGACAAAACCAAUUUGGUAAUAUGGAUUUUCGGUCUUGUGACCACUGUAUCCCAACAGCUUGGCCAGAUGCUGGGUGGAUACGGUUGGCAGAACGUUUCCUUGUGCACCGCUUUGAUAGAGGUUAUCAAAUCUAUCAAUUCACUAUUUCCAGGGAUAUUCGCUACGCUUUUUAAGAAGCGGGAUGAUAGACGUGAAUCGAAUUCUGAAUUGUCGAAUCAACAUAGUAUCUCUUAUUACGACGAGUCAAUUCAAUUACCAUAUAGAACGAUGUCCGAGCUGGUUAUCGCUUGUAGGAAACGCUUAGAACAAUUUUUGACGGGAAAUGGCGAAGGGGGUGAAAAAAUUUCCGAGGAAGAUGGUCCCAUAUCUGAGGAACAAAGCGUGAUUAAAAGCCUUGUGAUGUUGGGUGAGAUUAUCAUAUUAUACCCAGAAUUUUUGGAUAAAACUCUUUGCUAUAUCGUGUUAAGUUUGGUAAUUUCUAACGACGACAAAAACAAUGGCUCCAUAUUUGACAGAGGAAUCGGAUGUUAAAAACCCUGAAAACUAUUCCUUCUUCCAUAUUAGACUGAAGGAAAAAUUAGCUACCGGCACAGAGAAAAUUACCUCAAAUACAGAAACUUCGAAAUUAUUAUCAAUAUCAUCACCUUUUGAAAAUAUGCCUUUCGAAUCUCGU
Gordionus sp. m RMFG-2023 is the source of this 3966-nucleotide messenger RNA. RefSeq lists its product as uncharacterized. The coding region runs from base 60 to 3824 and encodes 1254 amino acids. The transcript has 20 exons. The record is from RefSeq and is a predicted model, not a curated record. NCBI's taxonomy places the organism in Eukaryota, Metazoa, Nematomorpha, Gordioida, Chordodea, Parachordodidae.